AUGGACAAAUCAAAUGAUGUUCUGAAAGGCGCGCCUAGGCUCGGGGCGACGCGACGCCACCCUCCGGCGCCUCGCCUGAAGGGAGGCGACGCCCCCAUCACGAAGGCGCCGCUUAAGCGCGCAAGGCGCGAGGCGGUCGCCCGAGUCGCCUCCGAGGGUCCGACCAGAUGGAUGUAUGAGGCUGCUAUUCCAUUUAAUGCAGUCACAUAUCCGAGUUUCCAACCAAUGAUUGAGGCUAUUGGCCAAUAUGGUGUGGGUAUGAAGGGACCAACUUUUCAUGAGGGGAAAAAUGGAUGUUCAAUUAUGUCGGAUGGAUGGACCGAUAGGAAAGAGAGAACUUUGGUGAACUUUUUGGUUAAUUGUUCAAAGGGAACCAUGUUCAUGCAAUCCAUUGAUGCUUCUUCAAUGAUUAAGAUGGGAGAAAAGAUGUUUGAGUUACUUGACAAAUGGGUAGAGCAAGUUGGUGAGGAGAAUGUUAUUCAAGUUAUAACAGAUAAUCACUCAACAAAAGAGCAGAAGGGGAAAACUAUAGCCAACACAGUUUUAAUGCCUUCAUUUUGGAACACUAUUGUGUUUUGCUUAAAGGUUUCAGGUCCCCUAGUUCGUGUGCUUCGUUUGGUUGAUGGUGAAAAAAAAACUCCUAUGGGAUACAUCUAUGAGGUCAUGAAUAGAGCUAAGGAUGCAAUUGUGAGAAGUUUUAAUGGAAAUGAAGAGAAGUACAAAGAAAUCUUCAACAUCAUUGAUAAGAGGUGGGAGAUUCAGCUUCAUCGGCCUUUGCAUGUAGUAGGGUACUUUUUGAACCCGGAAUUCUUCUAUGAUAAGCCAAAAAUAGAGCAUGAUGCCGAGAUUAUGAGUGAUUUGUAUAAAUGCAUCUUAAGGCUAACAAGAGACCCUGCUAAGCAAGAAAAAGUUGUGGCUGAAGUGAGUUUGUUCACAAAUUCCCAAGGACUAUUCGGGAAUGAGUUAGUUGUUAGGACAAGAAAGACUAGAGCACCAGGUUAGUUUUUUAGUUUUGUUUAUUUAAAUGAUUAGAUUGUAUUUUUGCUAAAAUAGGUGAAUUGUUUCACUAAAUUGUUAAUAUCUAUAUUACAGCUAAAUGGUGGGCUGCAUAUGGAGCUUCAGCUCCAAAUUUGCAAAAGUUUGCAAUGAAAGUCCUCAACUUAACAUGCAGUGCAUCAGGUUGUGAACGAAAUUGGAGCAUCUUUGAAAAUAUUCAUAGCAAGAGGAGAAAUAGGUUAGAUCAUCAACGCUUGAAUGAUUUGGUGUACAUCAAGUAUAAUCGAGCCUUGAAGAGAAGAUACAAUGAACGUAACACCAUUGACCCAAUUUCCUUGAAAGAUAUAGAUGAUAGCAAUGAAUGGUUGA
Messenger RNA from Vitis riparia (riverbank grape), 1365 nucleotides. RefSeq lists its product as uncharacterized. The transcript has 6 exons. NCBI's taxonomy places the organism in Eukaryota, Viridiplantae, Streptophyta, Magnoliopsida, Vitales, Vitaceae. The record is from RefSeq and is a predicted model, not a curated record. Bases 1 to 1002 code for a protein of 333 amino acids.